Messenger RNA from Lactuca saligna, 1296 nucleotides. The record is from the annotation of a GenBank genome assembly. NCBI's taxonomy places the organism in Eukaryota, Viridiplantae, Streptophyta, Magnoliopsida, Asterales, Asteraceae.
AUGAGAAAUUUGAUAAGCUUGCGAUAUUUCAAGUGUUACAAAAACAUUCCUGCCAAUAUCGUAGGACUAUUGACUUCUCUUCGAACUUUGCCUUCCUUCACAGUUCUUAGAAAAAAGGGACAUGGUAUAGAAGAGCUACGCCAUUUGAAUAACCUUGUUGGAAGCCUCUAUAUUUCACAUCUAGAGAAUGUUAGUAGCAAAGAGAAGGCUGUUAAGGCACACUUAUCUAGAAAGAAAAAGUUAUGCGAGAUUGAAUUCAAUUGGUGUGUGGACAGUCAAGGCUCCACCAGAGUUGACAAGGAGGUAUUGGAAGGCUUGCAACUCCCUGCAGAUCUCAAAAUAUUGACAAUUACUAGUUUUUCUGGUGAUAAUUUUCCAGAAUGGGUAAUAAAGAUGGCAAUCAAUAUCGAAGGGAAGGAGACGCCCCUUGACAAGCUCGUGUCACUCACAUUAUAUGACUGUAGGAGCUGCCUCUCUCUUCCGAUGCUUGAGCACCUACCACAUCUUCGAGAUCUUGUGUUGUGGAAUAUGGAGGACUUGACAUGCUUAAGGAGUUCCGAUGUUACGGGAUCAACCAAGUCUUUGUCUCCAUCGUUGAGAUCUCUCGGGCUAUAUAAUAUGGAAAGACUGGAAAAGUGGAUAGAUGGAGCACCCAACAGCUCAAAAAUGAUAUCUCCUGUCCUCGAGAAGUUGGUGAUUGAGAAUUGCCCAAACAUUAUUCUCUUAGAUGAAUGCCCUCUCCAUCCUCUUGUUUCCUUAAGUAUAUUUUACUGCACAGGUCUGGCAUCCAUUAAGAGCAUACAAGGCCUCACAUCUCUUAAAUCUUUAGUAAUCGGCACUUGUCCAAGUCUUUCGGUAAUAGCCAAUUUGCCCAACGAGUGUCAUUCUUUGAAGACUUUAUCUAUUAGACAUUGCACCAACCUGACUUCCUUGCCUCAUGAAAUGUUCGACUAUUUUACCUUCUUAAAUGAGUUGGAACUUGGUCCAUUCUCAGAAGAGGUGGAUUCCUUCCCAAGUCUCCAAGGCAUUGAGAAUUUAAGGAACCACCUUCACUCGUUAACAUUGUACGGUGUGGAUCAGUGGGAGUCGAUACCUGAAGAAAUACAACACCUCACCUCACUUACUCAGUUAUACAUAUUUGGAUUCGGAAUACGAGAAGUGCCUAUGUGGUUAACCAACAUGUCAUCAAUCCAACAUUUAAUUUUCUAUAACUGCAAGGGGCUAAAUAAAGAAACAGUUAGACGGGGAGCACCACAGGAAGCAACUGUUGUCAGAUUAAAUGAUGAAGAGUGUUAG